AUGCAAACUAGAAUAACUCCAUUAACAUCCAAUUUAGCUAAUGGACAAGCAAGAAAGCGCCGCCACAGCGAUGAAAAUGAGUUUCCGUGCGGAUCUAUGGUUAAUUAUCGUCCGAAUCUAGGGAUGCCAUAUCAUCCACUUGAUGUAACCGAGACGUCGAUGAUGCCAUCAGCUGGUAACCAGCUUAGACGUGACUAUAGCGCUUUCAAUGACUGCGUUGAUCAGUAUCCUCUCUAUUCAAAUGAUCGAGGCAUGAAUCUACCGCGUGAUAUGAUACUUAAUCCGCUUGGAACAUCAACUAGAAUGUAUCCCAAUAUUUCAUUUGGUCCUACAUCUGGGAAUACUGGAGGUGGAAUUAAUCCUUCAACGUCAAAUUCAUUAUUCUUUUUGAAUAAUAGUACCAGUAAAGUUGCUAAUGAAAUCAACGCUGAUCAAACAAAUAACCAUAACGGGAACAAUCAUGUCAAUUUAACCAAUAGUAUACAUCGAUUACCACCGCCACCUUAUCCACUUGGCAAUACUAAUUUGACAACAACUCAUGGCAUUCACAAUAUCAGCACUAAAACAGCAGGACAUGACCAUGUUAAAUCAGCUUCAGAAUAUAAUGGUAUUAAUGAUAUUGGGCGAAAUAUGGAUCAUCGAGGUUCAGAAAUGAAUAAUACACGCUGA
Molecule: messenger RNA, 669 nt
Organism: Trichoplax adhaerens
Lineage: Eukaryota; Metazoa; Placozoa; Uniplacotomia; Trichoplacea; Trichoplacidae
Exons: 3
Coding region: 1-669 (222 amino acids)
Source: RefSeq, a predicted model, not a curated record